GAGGGAUUUUUUUGCAGAGUGAGGGUCGUGGGAGACCUUACAACUAAUAGAGGAUAAAAAUAAAAACGGAAUUUAAUUAGAAUAGGAGCAAUGCUCGUUUGAGCAUAUGGCUCUUGAUACCAUAAUAGGAAUUGGAUUGGAAUUAUAUUAGUUAAAGUGGAUUGGUGUUAUAAUAAAAUCUAUAUAUACUAUGAUAGGAAUCAACAUUGGUGGAAACUCUAUCUGACUAGGAGAUCUAACAAUAGGAGUUAUCCUAAGAAUCUAUAAUUACAUGUGGCAAUUGUAGGAGAGGAUAGGAUAGGAUUUUACAAGGCAUAGGACUCUAGAACUGGAACUCUUGCUAAUGUGACAACUUUACCACGGCUAAUGCUAUAAUUUUAUACUACCGCUAAAAGUCUAGUAAAAGUGCUUCCUUUGGAGCACAUUUUUUGUAGUGAAGAAAAAAUUCAAUAUCUGUGUUAUAUGAUUGUUAUGGAGAGAUUUCAUCCCUAUGCUCCUAAGAUGCCAUGUGAUUAUCUAUAAAUUUAUACUUUCUAUUUUUAUAUCAUAUUCUCUCUAUAUUAGAGGAAGGAGAGGCUUGUUUUCAAGAUUGGUAAGUAUACAAAUCUUCAACGCUAAUCCCUUCUCUAGCGAAGUCUUAGCAUGAUUGACAAGUGGGACAAUCUAGACCAUAUUUUAUUUAUCCAACAAUCAGAAUUGUUAGAGUUAGUAAAAGACUUUUUCUAUAUCUAUUCCAAGUAAAAGACUUUUUCUAUAUUGUAGGAGUUGGUAAUAACUGAAAAAAGUUUGAAACAUAGUUAGAAUUUCAUACCCAAUUGCAAUACAAUAUAUUAUCUUUGCUUUAGCAUGAAAUUUGUUAAUUCAAUUAGUAAAAUGUUUGAGUAUCCCCAGGGCUGAUUUCAUAAUAUUUUUUUAAAUAUUAGAAUUUAGAAUAUUAAACGCUAUGUAAAAUUUAUUCUCAUUAUUAAAAAAAAAAAAAAAAUCCUAUUUUAGAGCAUUUUUGCUAUUCAAAUGGCUUGUGUGCAUACUAAUUUAUUUAUUUAUUUUCUUGGAAGGGACUGCAUUUCUUCAAGAAAUUAAGGAUACAAAGAAAAAGCAUAUAUUGGUACGAGAACUGGUACAACUAUUGGUAAAAAGAGAGUCAGAGUACUCGAAAUGGAAUAAAUCUAUAAGCGAUGGAGGAGAAUCAGCAGUCAUAUUAGGCCCUCUACGGGAACAUCCCAUUUUUCUGCGCAAUACAAAUACAAUGAACAACACCCUUGCGCUAGCUGCAAGGAAUGGGAUUGUUGAGAUUGUGGAUGUGAUCCUUGAAGAAUGUCCUUGGGCUAUCGAGUUUGUAGAUGAGAAUGGAAAGAACAUACUCCAUUUAGCAGCUGAGUAUCGCCAAGUUGGGAUUUUUAAGCUCUUAAAAUCAAGGGGAAUUCUUAUAACUAAGAUGGCUGCAGAUGUUGACUACCAAGGCAACACAGCUUUGCAUCUUGCAGCAAAGUAUCAAAAAAAUUUAUAUUAUGCAACAGGAAAUGAUAUGGCAUGGGAGUACCUUUGGUUCAAGAGAGUCAAGAAAAUCUCCCCAGCUCACAUAUCCCAUCUAAGAAAUUCAGAAGGAAGAACAGCUGAAGAAAUAUUCAAUGAUACUCAUGAGAAAUUGUUAUUGGAUGGUGCGGAGUGGGCUAAGAAGACAACAGGUAACUUCAUGGUCAUCUCCACACUGAUUGCCACAGUGAACUUCAAUGCAGCGUUUGCUGUCCCCGGCGGUUACAACCAAGAUUCCGGUAUCCCCAUUUUCGCCACCAAAGCAAAGGAUCUCCCAGCAUUCUAUGCAUAUUCUACAGUUGCAUUGUUCUUCUCUGUUGUCACCCUUGGCUCGUCCUUCUCUGGUUUCCUGUCUCGCUUUCGUAGUUUGGAUUUUUAUUUCUUCUUGCCACUGAAGCAUUUUCUUGGAGGUAGCUCUCUCUUUUACUCUACGUUUUACACAGUUUUAGCAUAUGUACAGGCUCUUACACUUGUGACCUAUGGGCAAACUACAACCCUUGAAGGCUUGGUAGGAUGUUUUGCCGCCGUGGUUGCUAUAGUGACAAUCAAUCUUAUUUUCAUAGAUAUAAUGUUCCCUGCCUUCCGCUACAUGUUUUCACUUCUUAUUCACGGAAUUUCUUGCCUAGACCAGUGGAUGUAAUAUAGAUGAUCAUCUUCAACCAUUGCUUCUUUUGUCUAGACAUAUAAAUGUACUAGUGUGCAUUCUGUUAAAGAGACUAAAAUUUGAUUAUGCAGAUUAUGGGGAAUUGGCCAA
Messenger RNA from Macadamia integrifolia, 2287 nucleotides. RefSeq lists its product as uncharacterized. The transcript has 2 exons. Gene Ontology annotation, molecular function: protein binding. Bases 1247 to 2173 code for a protein of 308 amino acids. The record is from RefSeq and is a predicted model, not a curated record. Lineage: Eukaryota; Viridiplantae; Streptophyta; Magnoliopsida; Proteales; Proteaceae.